AGAGUAUUUCUAUAGAAUGCAUGUAUUGUUGUACUGUAUGUCUGUAUGUACUGUAUAUCGCCAUUACGUUUGCCAUACAUUAUAAUUGACACAAAAGAGUUGGUUUUUUUUGGAUUAAAGUCUACUUUAAAACUAUAGACUAAUAAAACAAAUUGAUUUAAUUGAAAAUAUAAUUAAAUUAAUUGUUUACUAAAUAUUACAUUUAGAUGAACAAUAAGUUGGGGAUAAAGUGAUUACAAUUGUCAUAUUAAUUGCGGUCAAUAAGAUUAUGUCCUCAACGUUGAGUGGCUUACAAUCACCACAAAGUCAACAACAAUCAGAUCAAUCACUUAGUCCUCCGUCAGCCAAACGUCACAAGACAUCGACCACUGCGACCAUCUCUCACACCAAUAAUAAUAAUAAUAAUAGUAAUAAUAAUAAUAAUACAAACAAUUGUCUCAAUAAUACCGCUGCUAAUCAUAACAACCACCUAAUGGGAGAGAUGGCUUCAAAUGGUUCGGCAGUCAACUCACAUAAUGAAAACACUGGCGAUGACAUCGAUGAGAGUCUAUACUCAAGACAACUUUAUGUUUUGGGUCACGACGCUAUGCGCCGCAUGGCUUCAUCGGAUGUUUUAAUAUCGGGAAUGGGAGGACUCGGCGUAGAAAUUGCUAAAAAUGUAAUUCUCGGUGGAGUCAAAUCAGUUACUAUUCAUGACGAGCAAAAUUGUCAAAUAAGUGAUCUCUCGUCACAGUUUUACUUAACCGAAGCUGAUAUCGGUGUUAACAGAGCCGAUGCGUCAUUGAAUCGUUUAGCAGAAUUGAAUCCAUACGUUCCGGUCGCUGCCUAUACCAGCAAAUUGAUGACAGAUUUUAUAUCUAGAUUUCGUGUCGUUGUCCUCACAGAGUCGACAUUAGCCGAACAGAAAGAGAUUUCUGACUUCACGCACUCCAAUGGCAUUGCACUCAUCAUUGCCUCCACUAAAGGAUUAUUUGGGCAAAUAUUUUGUGAUUUUGGACCUAAUUUUCAAGUAAUUGAUUCAGACGGAGAACAACCUAUCUCUUGUCUUAUAACAUCAGUGACUAAAGAUGCCGAAGCAGUUGUCACAACACACGAUGAGACUAGACAUGGCUUUUCUGAUGGCGACAAAGUGACCUUUCAAGAGGUUGAGGGUAUGAUUGAACUUAACGGUUGUGAACCCAAGACUGUGAAAGUGUUGGGUCCGUAUACGUUCUCUAUCGGCGACACUACCGGUUAUCAAGACUAUGUGAGGGGUGGAUAUGCUAUUCAAGUGAAACAACCGAAAAUUGUUAAUUUUAAAACAUUGAAAGAAUCGUUAGCUAAUCCUGAGUUUGUAUUGACUGAUUUUGCCAAAAUGGAUCGCUCACCACAACUACACGUGGCUUUCCAAGCGUUACAUACGUUUGUUGAGCGUCAUCGCCGUCAUCCCAAUGUCUGGAAUGAAUCGGAUGGCAUUGAAUUCCGCAAAAUUGUUGGCGAUAUUUCAUCCGAACAGAAACUGGACAUUCAAUUUGAUGACAAACUUAUAAAACUGUUUUCAUAUAUAAGUCGUGGUAAUAUAUCUCCAAUGAAUGCAGUGUUGGGCGGAACGGCUGCACAGGAGUUGAUGAAAGCGUGUUCCGGAAAAUUUGGUCCAAUUUAUCAGUGGUUAUACUUUGAUGCACUCGAAUGUCUACCAUUGGAGUCAAAAGAUUAUCCAAAAGAAGAAGAAUGUCAACCAACAAACAGUCGAUAUGAUUCACAAAUUGCUAUAUUUGGUCAAAACUUUCAACAAAAACUGGCCAAUCAAAAGAUAUUUUUAGUUGGCGCCGGUGCUAUUGGUUGUGAAUAUUUGAAGAACUUUGCAAUGAUGGGUUUGGGCGCCGGACAAAAUGGUGCCAUUUGGGUGACCGAUAUGGAUAUAAUAGAGCGCUCUAAUCUAAACCGACAAUUUUUAUUCCGUCCAUCCGAUGUCGGCAAAUCUAAAUCAGUGACCGCCCAGAAUGCGGCCAAGAAGAUGAAUCCUUCGAUGAAUAUAGUGGCCCAUCAGAAUCGGGUUUGUGAGGAUACUCAACAAACUUAUGACGACAUAUUUUUUGAGCGCCUCGACUGUGUAACCAAUGCUCUCGACAAUGUCGACGCAAGGAUUUAUAUGGAUAGGAGAUGUGUUUUCUAUAGGAAACCAUUAUUAGAAGCGGGAACUUUAGGAACUAAGGGAAACACUCAAAUAGUUUUACCAUUUAUUACUGAAUCUUAUUCCUCAUCACACGAUCCACCGGAGAAAAGCAUUCCUAUCUGUACUCUUAAAAACUUUCCCAACGCUAUUGAACACACACUUCAAUGGGCCAGAGAUGACUUUGAGGGUGUAUUCAGACAAGUGGCAGAUAAUACUCACCAAUACUUGACUGACCCGAAAUUUGUUGAGAAAACUCUUAAAAUGCCCGGUAAUGAAGGUAUACUAACUCUUGAAUCUGUUAAGAGAGCUUUGGGUGAAGAUCGUCCACAAAACUUUCAGGACUGUAUAAAAUGGGCUCGACUUAACUUCGAGGAACAAUAUGUCAAUCAAAUUAAACAAUUGCUUUACAACUUUCCUCCCGAUUCGCUCACUAAUAGUGGUGUUCCCUUCUGGUCGGGACCCAAACGAUGUCCGCAUCCACUUGUCUUUGAUCCCAACAAUGAAACUCAUUUGGAUUAUAUUGUUGCCGGCGCUAACCUAAAAGCAUAUGUCUAUAAUAUACCUCAAAGUAGAGAUAGAAAAGCAAUUAAAGAUUUUGUCUCCACAUUAGUCAUACAAGAAUUUGUACCAAAAGCUGGUGUAAAAAUAGCGGUCAAUGACUCUGAUCUCAACAAUGAGAACAAUGGAGGACUGACUGAUGUCGACCAAAUGGUUAAAGAGAUGCCAUCGCCUAACUCUUUGGGAUCCAAUUUUAAGAUUAAUACAGUUGUGUUCGAGAAAGACGACGACACGAACUUUCAUAUGGAUUAUAUUGUGGCCGCAAGUAAUUUGAGAGCUGAGAACUAUAAGAUCGCACCCGCGGACAGACAUAAGAGCAAAUUGAUUGCCGGAAGAAUUAUUCCGGCCAUCGCUACAACCACUUCAUUGGUUACCGGUUUAGGAUGUCUUGAGUUAUUUAAAGUCGUUCAAUCGCACAAAACUCUUGAGGCAUACAAGAAUGGAUUUGUCAACUUAGCGCUUCCAUUCUUUGCAUUUUCAGAGCCUAUCGCACCCCAAAAGACUAAGUAUUACGAUAAUGAAUGGACUCUUUGGGAUCGAUUUGAACUAAAAGGAGAUAUUACUCUUAGAGAGUUCAUCGACUACUUUAAGAGUCAUCACAAAUUGGAGAUAACAAUGUUGUCUCAGAACGUAUCGAUGCUCUACGCCUUCUUUAUGCCGAAUGACAAACGUGAAGAGCGUAUGGAUCUCAAAUUGACAGAAAUUGUUAAACGCGUGUCCAAGAAGAAGAUCGAUCCGUGGUCUAAGUCAUUAGUGUUUGAAUUGUGUUGCAAUGACAGCACUGGUGAGGACGUAGAGGUGCCAUAUGUGAGAUACACUUUACCCGACGCCUAAUAUUUAAUAAAUUCACUUAAAUUAAAGCAAAUAUUUUUUAACAAAA
Molecule: messenger RNA, 3593 nt
Organism: Oppia nitens
Lineage: Eukaryota; Metazoa; Arthropoda; Arachnida; Sarcoptiformes; Oppiidae
Gene: Uba1
Product: ubiquitin-like modifier-activating enzyme 1
Exons: 13
Coding region: 269-3547 (1092 amino acids)
Biological process (GO): protein sumoylation
Cellular component (GO): cytoplasm; SUMO activating enzyme complex
Molecular function (GO): SUMO activating enzyme activity
Source: RefSeq, a predicted model, not a curated record